CGCAUGCGAUCGAGGUGAGUAAUCAAGAUGAAUCUCGCAUUCCGUCGACGAGAAUACGACACGGGCGAAUGCGCUCGGAGACUCUAAAUAGGCGAACAAGCAACAAGUGGGAGAGGAGAGAGAGAGGGAAAGAGAGAAAGAGUGCUGGGGAGGUUUGCACCUACAACGCAACAGCUUUUUCUCGCGCACGACGAGGCACAAAACCGACAGUUACCCGCCAUGGAAAGCCUCGAUUAUCGGCCCCAAGACGCUUCGGUUGACAAAGGACGGCCCCAGCCAAUCAGCGAGCGCGGAUUUGAGAACGUCACCUCUCUACAACGCGACAACGACGUCAAAUGCCUCGGCUGACUCCCCUCAGACCGACUGAGCCCCGGAACUUGCGCUUUUAGAGCGCGGAACGCCCCCAUCUGUUUUUCUAAACGAUCGUUAUAUCAACAUUCUAGACAGACUCCAGACUGCCCGUCUUCCGUCUUCCUCGACUCUCACGCGACCUUUCUCGCCCAUCUCGUUACCUUGGCCGCAACACCCCAACCCGCUCGCAAACGCUGCGACUUCCAGCCUAGCGCACCGCACCCACACGCGAUCUCAAUCCCCUCCGCCAAUAAGACCCAAUCAGACUAGAAAGAUGUCGAAGCAGAUCUCCGCCAAGGACGUCGCCGCGCACAACAAGCAGGACACGGGCCUGUGGAUCAUCAUCGACGACGGUGUGUACGACGUGACAAACUUCGUGGACGAGCACCCAGGCGGCGCGAAGAUCCUCAAGAGAACCGCAGGCAAGGACGCAACCAAGCAGUUCUGGAAGUACCACGGUGAUCAGGUGCUGAAGAAGUACGGCCCGAAGCUCAAGAUCGGAACGCUGCAGGCGGAAUCUAAGCUAUGAAACGGGGUCGCUGUCCCGUGAGGAUUGGGUUUUUGACCUUCGUUUCCGUCACCGCGCGGAGGCACGGACGGGGGCACAAUCUUUUUUUUUCCAUGAUGGGCUGAGUGAUUUGGAUGGCUCCUCACCUCCAUUGUACAGCUGUAGACAUACGGCGCGAUAGAAAUAGGCAUAGCGAAUCAAUUUGCUCAACAUCAUACUAA
This is a messenger RNA of Verruconis gallopava, 1080 nucleotides long. RefSeq lists its product as uncharacterized. The transcript is spliced from 2 exons. NCBI's taxonomy places the organism in Eukaryota, Fungi, Ascomycota, Dothideomycetes, Venturiales, Sympoventuriaceae. Bases 626 to 880 code for a protein of 84 amino acids. Gene Ontology annotation, cellular component: membrane; intracellular membrane-bounded organelle. Gene Ontology annotation, molecular function: heme binding. The record is from RefSeq and is a predicted model, not a curated record.